This is a messenger RNA of Notodromas monacha, 2049 nucleotides long. Lineage: Eukaryota; Metazoa; Arthropoda; Ostracoda; Podocopida; Cyprididae. The record is from the annotation of a GenBank genome assembly.
AUGUGCUUCAGGUUCGAAGAAAAGUUCCAUUUGGAAGAGAAGGGCUAUCCACCGGAGCAAGUGACAUUUGCAAAGGCUGCGCUUAGCAAUAUGCUUGGAGGUAUAGGAUACUUUUAUGGCUCAUCGCUCGUUCAGAGUCCGUACAACAAAGCACCUGUGUUUUAUUGGCCCGCGGGAUUGUACACCGCUGUGCCGUCGAGGAGUUUCUUUCCCCGAGGAUUCCUUUGGGAUGAGGGCUUCCAUAACCUCCUGAUAGCUCAGUGGGAUCGAGCGAUUUCUAAGGAGAUAAUUGCCCAUUGGUUGGAUUUGCUCAACGUGGAAGGCUGGAUUCCGAGGGAGAUGAUCCUCGGAUUGGAAGCCUCGCAACGAGUGCCGAAGGAGUUCAUCGUACAAAGAAAUACGAAUGCUAAUCCCCCCACGUUGGUUUUAUCGCUACACUACUUGCUGCAAACUGUGCAAGACUCGGACUCUGCCGAAGUUGAUGAGUUGAUGUACUUCGACAAACUCUGGCCGAGGCUCGUUGCGUGGUACUAUUGGUUCAAUACCACUCAGACUGGUGAUUUACCUGGGACGUAUCGUUGGCGUGGCCGGGACGGAGAAACGAAACGAGAAUUGAAUCCGAAAACUUUAACGUCCGGUUUGGAUGACUAUCCACGUGCUUCGCAUCCCACUGAGUUGGAGCGUCAUCUGGAUUUGCGUUGUUGGAUGGCUCUGGCGUCGAAGCUGCUUGGGGACAUCGCCUCGUUCAUCGGCAGAGAUGCGAGGAAAUUCAGCGCAACUUACGAAUACCUGAGAGACGGUCAGUUAUUGGACACACUUCAUUGGUCGCCAGCAUCCGGAACCUAUUCCGACUUUGGACUCCACACCAAGGACGUGAGUCUCAAGCGCGAACCCGCGCAACCCGGACAACCCUCUGUCAAGCCCGAACUCGUCCGCGUCACGCGUUCGGAACCCAAACCUGGGUUCGUGGACUCCUCCUUUGGCUACGUUAGCCUGUUCCCGCUCAUGCUGGAGCUGCUGCAGCCAGACUCCUCGCGCCUCGGCAAACUGUUGCAGGACCUGCGCAACGAAUCGCUGCUGUGGACCCCGUUCGGGCUGCGUUCUCUGGCCAAGACGUCGCCGCUCUACAUGCAGCGGAACACAGAGCACGACCCGCCUUACUGGCGAGGCCCGAUCUGGAUCAACAUGAAUUUCCUCGUUGUGCGUGCGUUGAGGACUUAUGCCCGGAUCGAAGGCGAGUACAAGGAACGCGCGGCUGAGCUUUACGACGAAUUGCGGCGGAACGUGAUUGCAAACGUGUUCAGUGAGUACAAGAGGACUGGAUAUGUGUGGGAGCAGUACGACGACACGACGGGCAAGGGGAAGGGCUGCAGGCCAGAUGCGAGGAAAUUCAGCGCAACUUACGAAUACCUGAGAGACGGUCAGUUUUUGGACACACUUCAUUGGUCGCCAGCAUCCGGAACCUAUUCUGACUUUGGACUCCACACCAAGGACGUGAGUCUCAAGCGCGAACCCGCGCAACCCGGACAACCCUCUGUCAAGCCCGAACUCGUCCGCGUCACGCGUUCGGAACCCAAACCUGGGUUCGUGGACUCCUCCUUUGGCUACGUUAGCCUGUUCCCGCUCAUGCUGGAGCUGCUGCAGCCAGACUCCUCGCGCCUCGGCAAACUGUUGCAGGACCUGCGCAACGAAUCGCUGCUGUGGACCCCGUUCGGGCUGCGUUCUCUGGCCAAGACGUCGCCGCUCUACAUGCAGCGGAACACAGAGCACGACCCGCCUUACUGGCGAGGCCCGAUCUGGAUCAACAUGAAUUUCCUCGUUGUGCGUGCGUUGAGGACUUAUGCCCGGAUCGAAGGCGAGUACAAGGAACGCGCGGCUGAGCUUUACGACGAAUUGCGGCGGAACGUGAUUGCAAACGUGUUCAGUGAGUACAAGAGGACUGGAUAUGUGUGGGAGCAGUACGACGACACGACGGGCAAGGGGAAGGGCUGCAGGCCGUUUACGGGCUGGUCAUCCUUGGUUGUCUUGCUCAUGUCGGAGACUUUCUGA